AUGACAGCAGUUCCAGAAUACCGCUCAGUGUUUGAGUACUGUCUUCAAGACUCUGCUCUACAGGAUCUCAGAGAAGUUACUGGUAUCCAUGAGCCUCCUGAACACACCCAGAAUGCAUCACACGGCCAGAAUCCAUCACACACCCAGAAUCCAUCACACGGCCAGAAUCCAUCACACACCCAGAAUGCAUCACACGGCCAUGGUGGGUAGCUAGCUGUACCCUGAUGUAGCUUUAUGUGUUGGACAUCCUGAAAGCAGUGAUUGUGGCUCUACUGGUAGUUUAUUUAUCAUAGAAAUAGUGCAUGGGUAAAUAGUCAUUAAUAUACUUAACAAAAAUAUAAAACGCAACAUGUAAAGUGUUGGUCCCAUGUUUCAUUAGCUGAAAUAAAAGAUCCCAGACAUUUUUCCCAUACGCACAAAAAAAGCUUAUUUCUCUCAAAUGUCGUGCACAAAUGUGUUUACAUCCCUGUUAGUGAGCGUUUCUCCUUUGCCAAGAUAAUCCAUCCACCUGACAGGUGUGGCAUAUCAAGAAGCUGAUUAAACAGCAUGAUCAUUACACAGGUGCACCUUGUGCUGGGGACAAUAAAAGGCCACUCUAAAAUGUGCAGUUUUGUCACACAACACAAUGCCACAGAUGUCUCAAGUUUUGAGGGAGCGUGCAAUUGGCAUGCUGACUGCAGGAAUGUCCACCAGAGCUGUUGCCAGAGAAUUUAAUGUUAAUUUCUCUACCAUAAGCCGCCUCCAAUGUUGUUUUUGAGAAUUUGGCAGUACGUCCAACCGGCCUCACAACCGCAGACCACGUUUAACCGCGCCAACACAGGACCUCUACAUCCGGCUUCUUCACCUGCGGGAUCGUCUGAGACCGGCCACCUGGACAGCUGAUGAAACUGAGGAGUAUUUCUGUCUCUAAUAAAAUCCCUUUUGAUUGGCUGGGCCUGGCUCCCCAGUGGGUGGGCUAUGCCCUCCAAGGCCCACCCAUUGCUGCGCCCCUACCCAGUCAUAUGAAAUCCAUAGAUUAGGGCCUAAUUAAUUUAUUUAAUUUGACUGAUUUCCUUCUAUGAACUGUUCGGUAUAGUAUAUCACCCAUGUUACUCAAGGACUGAAUGUAUGUCAUCCAAACAGGAGUGGCUGUAUGCCCCAAGGAGGAUCUCCUGGAUGACACACAGCCAGAGAGAGAGAGCAGCCUGGGGAGAGAUGUGUCUGACAGGAUGGUGUGCUCGGCCUGCCAGUGCCCCUUCGACACCCGGGAGGAGCAGGUGAAUAAACCGACUGACGGUUGGGAUGGACUGACCACGGACAUAAUGGAGAGAUUCACCCAUUUUGAAUAUUAUAUUGUUUUUUUUUUGGCAUCUCUGAGCGAUGUUCUAUCGAUUCCCGGUUGGUGUUACGAUACCAACAUUAUACUAACGAUACGAUUCCAGGCCAAGCAUCAAAUUUACCGAGUAGUAUCGCGAUACCACGGGGGGGAAAAUUCAGUGGCUUAGCAUCCUCCUGUUAGCGCCGUCCCCCCUACGCUUGGUCCCAUUCUAGAAACGUUAUGUGCAAGGGCUACGUAAAAACCUGUCACUGAUAUUCACACUUCUACUCAAUACAACACAUAUUGAAUUAACUUCACACUGUUCACUGAUAUUCACACUUCUACUCAAUACAACACAUAUUUAAUUAACUUCACACUGUUCACUGAUAUUCACACUUCUACUCAAUACAACACAUAUUGAAUUAACUUCACACUGUUCACUGAUAUUCACACUUCUACUCAGUACAACACAUAUUGAAUUAACUUCACACUGUUCACUGAUAUUCACACUUCUACUCAAUACAACACAUAUUGAAUUGACUUCACACUGUUCACUGUAUAAUAUAAUACUGCAUAGAAUGGCUAAAUUUGCUCAUAUUCACAAAGGCCUACCUGUGAUUUGGCUGGAGGAAUGGGAGGAAGGAACAACUUUCCAUGACAGACUGACCAGGUGAAUCCAAGUCAAAGUUAUGAUCCCUUAUUGAUGUCACUUGAUAAAUCCACUUCAAGCCUCAUGUCCACCAGAUGCGUCAAACUCUUUGCGUUCCGACGGAAGUCAUUCAUUGUCAAUGGAGCAGUCCGCAACGCUACGUUGGGGGUGCCUCGCUAGGCUGCGGUGCGUUCUGUGUACCGCAUGUGUUCAAUAUGUACAACUCGUGCGUUGCUUUACCGUGCGGUGGUACAAACAGAAGUUCAUAAACAGUCAAGCCAGUUAGAUAGCUAGCUAGCUAGCUAGCUAGCUAGCUAACUACAAAGCUAACCACUUUGCUAGAUAGCUUAGCUAAAGAAACUGCCAGCACCUAGCUUCCACUUUCCAGCUAAUUAUUUCACAUUCAACUGACCAGGUAAUCCAAUCGUAUUGGUAAUGUGUCUCAAUGCAGCAUUAUUAGCAUGGAGGUCCCGGUAGCAAUCGGCGCUUUGGUCGAACACGACAGGGAACCCAGAGACAGCGAAAAUGACCUUCUCCAUGCUGCAAACCUUUCUGCAGCCGUGCGAAACAUCAAGUAUGGAAAAUGCGGACUAGACAUCCGGCAAAAACAAUAUACAGCAAAACGAAUGGACAGUUUCAGGUUACAGCGUGACAGCACUCAGACUGGCCUGUGCUAUUGGUUAUAACAGGCGAUGAAGUGAUACAAUGUAUCAACUUUGCUGCUCCAAUGUAACACAUCUAACAGAAUACUCAUCAGGGUCUGCACCCCCAUGGCUAAAUUAUAUUUAAAAAAACUGACGGCGGAAUAGAUGUGCAGGAAGCGCAGCCUGAGAGAAGCAAGCGAGUGAGUGAUGCCCCGUUUACACCAAAUUUUCAUCUUCUCUGGUUUGGUAACUUCAUUUUCUUCGACGGACGCUAGCUGGACUGAAGACUGCGCAAAGUUUGGAAAAUGUCAAAGUAUGCUGCGUCCGUCUCGCAACGACGGAGCCUUCAACCCGCAAGGUGGCGUUGCAUUUCCACUCCGUUGUGGACGUCCCCAUUUGAAAUGCAUCCGGCGCAACGUAACAGAGUGCUUAUGGGUAAUGUGAACGAGGCUUUUGGGUUGGAAGGGGAUGCGACUGGCGGAUUCUUACAGCUGGUACACGUGAUAUGCGCGUGAAAGUGAAGUGCUUAAUAUUGGACCGGCGCAUACGAGAGACUAGUGGAUGUUGCUUAAAUUCAACUGAAUUUAUAAAUUGAAUGAACUUAUAAACAUUUGAUAACAGGCGCCGGCAGGUUCUUUAGAUCGGAAGGCAGAAAGAGUCUGUAGUAUCAUAUGAAACGGUACUACGGUAUUCUAAAGUGUUGGUAUCAUGAUGUUUUGGUACCGUGAUAUUACCGUGAUACCGGUACAUCUUGCAACACUAUUUCCCGGUCAUUUCCCGUGUCAUUUCAUGUGUAUGACGUGUUUUCGCAUCAUAUGACAUGUAAUACCAACUGUGUUUCUGCCCAAUCAUGAGCAGCAAUAGCGCAACAUACACAUGAAAACAUGAAAUGACACCGGGAAUCUCCCGAGUGGCGCAGUGGUCUAAGGCACUGCAUCACAGUGCUAGCUGUGCCACUAAAGAUCCUGGUUCGAAUCCAGGCUCUGCUGUAGCCGGCCGCAACCGGGAGACCCAUGGGGCGGCGCACAAUUGGCCCAGCGUCGUCCAGGGUAGGGGAGGGAAUGGCCGGCAGGGAGGUAGCUCAGUUGGUAGAGCAUGGCGUUUGCAACGCCAGGGUUGGGGGAAUCGAACCCACAAUAAAAAAGAAUAAUGUAUGCACUAACUGUAAGUCGCUCUGGAUAAGAGCGUCUGCUAAAUGACGUAAAUGUAAAAUGUAAAUGAAUCGAUAGAAAAUCGCUCGGGGAUGCCCAAAACGAUAUAACAUUCAAAAUGGGCGAAUCUUUCCUUUUUAUAAGGAUAUUUCAGGAUUUUGGCAAUGAGGCCCUUUUAUCUACUUCCCCAGAGUCAGAUGAACUCGUGGAUACCAUGUUUAUGUAUCUGCGUGCAGUUUGAAGGAAGUUGCUAAACUAGCGUUAGCGCAAUGACUAGUAGUAUAUUAUAUAGUCUAGCGAGUACCAUAGACUUCUUCAAGUCAUUGCGCUAACGCUAGUUAGCAUUGGCUCGCGAAACGACCUCCAACUUCCUUCAUACUGGACGCAGAGACCUAAAAAUGAUAACCAUGAGUUCAUCUGACUCUGGGAAAGUAGAUCGGGCCUCAUUGCCAACAUCCUGAAGUAUCCCUUUAAGUAGAUCGGGCCUCAUUGCCAACCAUCCUGAAGUAUCCCUUUAAGGUAGGAUCGGGCCUCAUUGCCAACAUUCCUGAGUAAUCCCCUUAAGUAGAUCGGGGCCUCAUUGCCAACAUCCUGAAGUAUCCCCUUUAAGUCGAUCGGGCCUCAUUGCCAACAUCCUGAAAGUAAUCCCUUGAAGUAGAUCGGGCCUCAUUGCCAACAUCCAUGAAGUAUCCCCCCUUUUAAGUAUGAUCGGGGCCUCAUUGCCAACAUUCCUGAAGUAUCCCUUUACGUAGAAUCGGGCCGCAUUGCCAACAUCCUGAAGUAUCCCUUUAAGUAGAUCGGGCCUCAUUGCCAACAUCCUGAAGUAUCCCUUUAAGUAGAUCGGGCCUCAUUGCCAACAUCCUGAAGUAUCCCUUUAAGUAGAUCGGGCCUCAUUGCCAACAUCCUGAAGUAUCCCUUUAAGUAGAUCGGGCCUCAUUGCCAACAUCCUGAAGUAUCCCUUUAAGUAGAUCGGGCCUCAUUGCCAACAUCCUGAAGUAUCCCUUUAAGGAGAUUCGGGCCUCUUGCCAACACCCCUGAAGUAUCCCUUUAAGUAAUCGGGCCUCAUUGAUUGCCCAACAUCCAGAAGGUAUCCCUUUAAGUAAUCGGGCCUCAUUCCCAACAUCCUGAAGUAUCCCUUUAAGUAGAUCGGCCUCUUGCCAAACAUCCUGAAGUAUCCCUUUAAGUAGAUCGGGCCUCAUUGCCAACAUCCUGAAGUAUCCCUUUAAGUAGAUCGGGCCUCAUUGCCAACAUCCUGAAGUAUCCCUUUAAGUAGAUCGGGCCUCAUUGCCAACAUCCUGAAGUAUCCCUUAAGUAGAUCCCCAUUGCCAACAUCCUGAAUAUCCUUUAUGUAGUCGGCCCCACCAACUGAACCUUAAAACGAGCUUUUUGAUCCCUUUAUAGUAGAUCGGGCCUCAUGCCAAAUCUGAAGUUUGAGUUAAGUAGACUCGAUGGGACUACAUAAGCUAGAAGAUAUCCUUAAUGAGCAGUAGUUGGAAAAAACGCACUCAGUAUGCGACCAACUGUUGUUUGUUUGUUGUGAAACAAUCUUUUAUAGUAACUGGACUAACACAAUAACGAACGAAUUAGAAAAUAUUUAUAUGAAUAUAAAAUUUAAAUGCGAGAUGAGUUGACGUUGACACAGCGUAUAUUGGGUGGAGUUAGUGGACUGGCAACCGUGUAGAGGAGAGGAUAGAGAGGGCUCUGCCAGCUGAGAGUUGGAAGACGUGUGGUUUCCAACACUCAGACAACAUUGCAUGGUUCUAAGUUUCUAAAUUUUUAAGUGUUCUAACCAUACCAUCACUCACAAAUAAAAGCUCAAUACAGGUGGAUUUUGGAAGCUAUCUGACACCUUUGUUUUUGUUUGUGUGAGAACCAGUCAUUUAGUUAAAUAAAAAAACGAAAAUAAUCAUGACUAAACUAUUAAAACGGAAAUAACAUAAACAAAGCAAGGAAUGUUCCACGAGCAGCACAAGCAAUAUUGAGGUGGUUGACCUGGCUGAGGCAACCGACUGUAGAGGAGAGGAGUCAGAAGAGGUGCUCUGCUUCAGCUGAAAGUUGGACACUGAUGUGGUUUUCCAACAGCUCAGAUCAACAUGGCAGUGUUGCCAUGGUUUAUAAAAGGUUAUCUUCAUAAUGUUGAAAUAAACAUGUAUCUAACCUCCAUAUCAUACACUCACAAACUAAAAGCAUAAUACAGUGCAUUUGGAAAGUAUUCAGACCCCUUGACUUUUUCCACAUUUUGUUACGUUACAGCCUUAGUCUAAAUAAAAAAAAUCCUCAUUGAGAAAUCAUGUGACUAAACUGAAUAAAAACAGGAAACUACACUAUGAAACAAAGUUCAAGGUCCAAUAGGUUACCACUGAAGGUCUAGGCCCAAUAGGUUACCACUGAAGGCCCAAUAGGUCACCACUGAAGGUCCAAUAGGUUACCACUGAAGGCCCAAUAGGUCACCACUGAAGGUCCAAUAGGUUACCACUGAAGGUCCAAUAGGUUAUCACUGAAGGCCCAAUAGGUUACCACUGAAGGUCCAAUAGGUUACCACUGAAGGCCCAAUAGGUCACCACUGAAGGUCCAAUAGGUUACCACUGAAGGUCCAAUAGGUUAUCACUGAAGGCCCAAUAGGUCACCACUGAAGGUCCAAUAGGUUACCACUGAAGGUCCAAUAGGUUACCACUGAAGGCCCAAUAGGUUACCACUGAAGGCCCAAUAGGUUACCACUGAAGGUCCAAUAGGUUACCACUGAAGGUCCAAUAGGUCACCACUGCCCAAACAUGUCUAUAAUAGAUAAAAAGGCUGCAGGUAUUAAUGUUUUAUGAAAGGAUAUAUUUUGCCUGGCGAAGCAGGUUUAUGUGCUUACUGAAUGGAAGCUGAUAAUUAUGAGCUUUUUACUCCACUGGUCUCAGCUAGUCUCGGGAAGAAAUUACGAGUCCUCACUGUCCGAGACAGAGUCAAGAUGUAUCUGAUACCAGACACCGAGACAAGACUGAGACACUCAAAAUGUGGUCUCGACCGUACUCACUACAACACUGGUGAUAGCUACGGGAAUUGCUGCUGAAAUUGACCCACUACUACUGUUUACUUUGUCCAUCUACGUCAUCUCUCCGAGUCUACCUGUAAACCCAACGUGACCUGACCCAUCGCCUUAUGCAUUACUAACUGAAGCUAAACUGAAUUUCAAAUGAAAAUCUUAAAACUUAGAUUUUGCUAGACAUGUCUCCUGUGGACAGAGCAGAUUAGUACCUACAAGGGAAUAGAAUGAAAAGACUAGGGUUGUGUCUCAAAUUUACAUAUUAGUCAUUUAGCAGACGGUCUUAUCCAGAGCGACUUACAGGAGCAAUUAGGGUUAAGUGCCUCGCUCAAGAGCACAUCGACAGAUUUAUCACCUAGUCGGCUCGGGGAUUAGAACCAGCGACCUUUCGGUUACUGGCACAACGCUCUUAACCACUAAGCUACCUGCCGCCCCAAAUGGUACCCUGUUCCCUAUAUAGUGCUCUACUUUCAAUAAUGAGUGCUGGUCAAAAGCAGUGCUCUACUCUAUUGUACUACUAAUUUGGUCUGUCCACAGGAGACAUGUCUAGCAUCUCAGGUUCUGACUCGGAGCAGGAGGAGCCAGACGGUGACUGGGCUGUGGGCAACGCCGAGGCCGGUCCUCUACAGAAGGAUGACAGUGUCCUAGAAGAGGAAUCCUUCGGUCGCCUCUCCAACAGGGUCGUGUUCCAGAACUCUCAGGGCCAGUACCUGGCUGUCUACCGUUGUAUUCUGCAGAGCAAGGUGAGACCCUUUUCCCCUAUAAUGGACUUGGGCAGACUUGGGAUCUCAACACAAAAUAUUCGGCUCCCUUGGGAAUGAAUAAAGAAUGAGUUAUGUUAUUAUUAUUAUGAGUUACAGUGCUGUGAAAAAAGUAUUUGCCCCCUUUCUAAUUUUCUCUACAUAUUUUUGUUACUGAAUGUUAUCAGAUCUUCAACCAAAACCUAAUAAUAGAUCAAGGGAACCUGAGUGAACAAAUAAAACAACAAUUACAGUUGAAGUCGGAAGUUUACAUACACUUAGGUUGGAGUCAUUAAAAGUAGUUUUUAAACCACUCCACACAUUUCUUGUUAAUAAACCAUAGUUUUGGCAAGUCGGUUAGGACAUCUACUUUGUGCAUGACACAAGUAAUUUUUCCAACAAUUGUUUACAGACAGAUUAUUUCACUUAUAAUUCACUUUAUCACAAUUCCAGUGGGUCAGAAGUUUACAUACACUAAGUUGACGGUGCCUUUAAACAGCUUGGAAAAUUCCAGAAAAUGAUGUCAUGGCUUUAGAAGCUUCUGAUAGGCUAAUUGACAUCAUUUGAGUCAAUUGGAGGUGUACCUGUGGAUGUAUUUCAAGGCCUACCUUCAAACUCAGUGCCUCUUUGCUUGACAUCAUGGGAAAAUCAAAAGAAAUCAUACAAAGAUCGUACUUUUUGGAGAAAUGUCCUCUGGUCUGAUGAAACAAAAAUAUAACUGUUUGGCCAUAAUGUCCAUCGUUAUGUUUGGAGGAAAAUGGGGGAUGCUUGCAAGCCGAAGAACACCAUCCCAACCGUGAAGCACAGGGGUGGCAGCAUCAUGCUCUGGGGGUGCUUUGCUGCAGGAGGGACUGGUGCACUUCACAAAAUAGAUGGUAUCAUGAGGAAGGAAAAUUAUGUGGAUAUAUUGAAGCAACAUCUCAAGACAUCAGUCAGGAAGUUAAAGCUUGGUCGCAAAUGGCUCUUCCAAAUGGACAAUGACCCCAAGCAUACUUCCAAAGUUGUGGCAAAAUGGCUUAAGGACAACAAAGUCAAGGUAUUGGAGUGGCCAUCACAAAGCCCUGACCUCAAUCCUAUAGAAUAUUUGUGGGCAGAACUGAAAAGGCGUGUGCGAACAAGGAGGCCUACAAACCUGACUCAGUUACACCAGCUCUGUCAGGAGGAAUGGGACAAAAUUCACCCAACUUAUUGUGGGAAGCUUGUGGAAGGCUACCCGAAACGUUUGACCCAAGUUAAACAAUGUAAAGGCAAUGCUACCAAAUACUAAUUGAGUGUAUGUAAACUUCUGACCCACUGGGAAUGUGAUGAAAUAAAUAAAAGCUGAAAUAAAUCAUUCUCUCUACUAUUAUUCUGACAUUUCACAUUCUUAAAAUAAAGUGGUGAUCCUAACUGACCUAAGACAAUUUUUACUAGGAUUAAAUGUCAGGAAUUUGUGAAAAACUGAGUUUAAAUGUAUUUGGCUAAGGUGUAGUAAACUUCCGACUUCAACUGUACAUACUUAUUUCAUAAACAAAGUUAUGCAACACCCAAUGCCCUUGUGUGAAAAAGUAAUUGCCCCCUUACACUCAAUAACUGGUUGUGCCAGAUUUAGCUGCAAUGACUCCAACCAAAUGCUUUCUGUAGUUGUUGAUCAAUCUCUCACGUCGCUGUGGAGGAAUUUUGGCUCACUCUUCCAAGCAGAACUGCUUAAACUCCCAACAUUUGUGGGUUUUCAAGCAUGAACCGCUCGUUUCAAGGCCUGCGACAACAUCUCAAUUGGGAUUAGGUCUGGACUUUGGCUAGGCCAUUCCAAAACGUCCAAUUUGUUGCCAUUUUCAUGUAGACUUGAUUGUGUGGUUUGGAUCAUUGUCUUGCUGCAUGACCCAGCUGCGCUUCAGCUUCAGCUCACAGACGGAUGGUCUGACAUUCUCCUGUAGAAUUCUCUGAUACAGAGCAGAAUUCAUGGUUCCUUCUAUUAAGGCAAGUCGUCCAGGUCCUGAGGCAGCAAAGCAUCCCCAAACCAUCACACCACCACCACCAUGCUUGACCGUUGGUAUGAGGUUCUCACUGUGGAAGGCAGUGUUUGGUUUUCACCAGGCAUAAUAGGACCCAUGUCGUCCAAAAAGUUGACUCCAGUUUGCCAAAAAGCACCAGGAAGCACCUGCAUGAUCAUCAAGACUCUUGGAAGAAUGUUCUAUGGACAGAUUAGUCAAAAGUAGAACUUUUUGGACGACAUUUCUAUAAUUAUUUCAUCCACUCUGUAUUUCAGUCUGCCAUAGAGAAAGACUGUAAGAUGGCUGACAGACAUGGCCGCUCUGCUUCCAGCUCCUAAGCAACAGACAUGGCAGCUCUGCUUCUAGCUCCUAAGCAACAGACAUGGCAGCUCUGCUUCUAGCUCCUAAGCAACAGACAUGGCAGCUCUGCUUCUAGCUCCUAAGCAACAUACAUGGCAGCUCUGCUUCUAGCUCCUAAGCAACAUACAUGGCAGCUCUGCUUCUAGCUCCUAAGCAACAGACAUGGCAGCUCUGCUUCUAGCUCCUAAGCAACAGACAUGGCAGCUCUGCUUCUAGCUCCUCAGCAACAGACAUGGCAGCUCUGCUUCUAGCUCCUAAGCAACAGACAUGGCAGCUCUGCUUCUAGCUCCUAAGCAACAGACAUGGCAGCUCUGCUUCUAGCUCCUAAGCAGCAGACAUGGCAGCUCUGCUUCUAGCUCCUAAGCAACAGACAUGGCAGCUCUGCUUCUAGCUCCUAAGCAACAGACAUGGCAGCUCUGCUUCUAGCUCCUAAAGCAACAGACAUGGCAGCUCUGCUUCUAGCUCCUAAGCAACAGACAUGGCAGCUCUGCUUCUAGCUCCUAAGCAACAGACAUGGCAGCUCUGCUUCUAGCUCCUAAGCAGCAGACAUGGCAGCUCUGCUUCUAGCUCCUAAGCAACAGACAUGGCAGCUCUGCUUCUAGCUCCUAAGCAGCAGACAUGGCAGCUCUGCUUCUAGCUCCUGAGCAACAGACAUGGCAGCUCUGCUUCUAGCUCCUAAGCAACAGACAUGGCAGCUCUGCUUCUAGCUCCUAAGCAACAGACAUGGCAGCUCUGCUUCUAGCUCCUAAAGCAACAGACAUGGCAGCUCUGCUUCUAGCUCCUAAAGCAACAGACAUGGCAACUCUGCUUCUAGCUCCUAAGCAACAGACAUGGCAGCUCUGCUUCUAGCUCCUAAGCAACAGACAUGGCAGCUCUGCUUCUAGCUCCUAAGCAACAGACAUGGCAGCUCUGCUUCUAGCUCCUAAAGCAACAGACAUGGCAGCUCUGCUUCUAGCUCCUAAAGCAACAGACAUGGCAACUCUGCUUCUAGCUCCUAAGCAACAGACAUGGCAGCUCUGCUUCUAGCUCCUAAAGCAACAGACAUGGCAGCUCUGCUUCUAGCUCCUAAGCAACUUUGCAGUAUUUUGUUUUUUUGUGUGUUAUUUCUUUGUUAGAUACUGUUGGAGCUAGGAACACAAGUAUUUCGCUACACCCGCAAUAACAUCUGCUAAAAUAUGUGUAUGUGACCAAUAACAUUUGAUUUGACAUGGUGGCAUCUCCACAGUCUCAGUAACAAGCCAAUAUGCAUUUCAGUCUGCCAUAAAGGAAGACCUGGUGGCCUCUCUACAGUCUCAGUCUUCCAUAAAGGAAGACCUGGUGGCCUCUCUACAGAGUCUCAAUAACAAGACUAUGUGGGUCAUUCUGAUGGCAGGUGGUGGACACUUCGCUGGAGCUGUGUUUCAAGGGUCAGUGAUGAGAAGCCUGGCUUCAUAUUCUUCAUAGUUGUCAGAAAUGGUACCGUAUUCUCUAAAUGGUGCGCUGUAGGGCUCUGGUCAAAAAAUUGUGCAGUGGGUCCUGGGCACAGGUCUAAAGUAGUGUCCUGUGUAGGGAGUAGAGCCCCGGGGUAGGGAGUAGAGCCCUGGGGUAGGGAGUAGAGCCCCGGGUUAGGGAGUAGAGCCCCGGGGGUAGGGAGUAGAGCCCCGGGGGUAGGGAGUAGAGCCCCGGGGGUAGGGAGUAGAGCCCCGGGGGUAGGGAGUAGAGCCCCGGGGUAGGGAGUAGAGCCCCGGGGUAGGGAGUAGAGCCCCGGGGUAGGGAGUAGAGCCCCGGGGUAGGGAGUCGAGCCCCGGGGUAGGGAGUAGAGCCCCGGGGUAGGGAGUAGAGCCCCGGGGUAGGGAGUAGAGCCCCGGGGUAGGGAGUAGAGCCCCGGGGUAGGGAGUAGAGCCCCGGGGUAGGGAGUAGAGCCCCGGGGUAGGGAGUCGAGCCCCGGGGUAGGGAGUCGAGCCCCGGGGUAGGGAGUAGAGCCCCGGGUAGGGAGUAGAGCCCCGGGUAGGGAGUAGAGCCCCGGGUAGGGAGUAGAGCCCCGGGGUAGGGAGUAGAGCAAAGUGUAACAAAAUGUGGAAAAAGUCAAGGGGUCUGAAUACUUUCCGAAUGCACUGUAUAGGUCGGUAUUCAUUUUACGUCACAAUAAGGUGCAGAGCGUUCGUUUUGUCUGCUGGGGGAAGGAGAUCCCAGCUCCGCAAAAACCAUUGACAACUACGUGCUGUUUUCAUAUGAUUGUUAAAUACAUUUAAUAACUGUUUGGUUUUAAUAUCAUCACCUCUUGAAGAGCAUAGUCAGAACUACACAUUUCUGAUUAUUCCACAUUUAGCUCUAUCAUCGGAGAGUACAUGAUCAAUUGAUGUUACUGAUCAUGAAAAGCUUGCAGUUACCUACUGUAUAACUCCGAUGAUAGAGCUAAAUGUGGAAUAAUCAGAAAUGUGUAGUUCUGACUAUGCUCUUCAAGAGGUGAUGAUAUUAAAACCAAACCGUUAUUAAAUGUAUUUAACAAUCAUAUGAAAACAGCACGUAGUUGUCAAUGGUUUUUGCGGAGCUGGGAUCUCCUUUCCCCCCAGCAGACGAACGCUCUGCACCUUAUUGUGACAUUUUAUUAAUAACGACCUAUACAGUGCAUUCGGAAAGUAUUCAGACCCCUUGACUUUUCCCACAUUUUGUUACGUUACAGCCUUAUUCUAAAAUGGAUUCAAUUGUUUUUUCCCCCUCAUCAAUCUACACACAAUACCCCAUAAUGACAAAGCAAAAACAGAUUUUAGCAAAUGUAUUUAAAAAAAUAGAGAACUGAAACAUCACAUUUACAUAAGUAUUCAGACCCUUCGCUAUGAGACUCGAAAUUGAGCUCAGGUGCAUCCUGUUUCCAUUGAUCAUCCUUGAGAUGUUUCUACAACUUGAUUGGAGUCCACCUGUGGUAAAUUCAAUUGAUUGGACAUGAUUUGGAAAGGCACACACCUGUCUAUAUAAGGUCCCACAGUUGACAGUGCAUGUCAGAGCAUAAACCAAGCCAUGAGGUCGAAGGAAUUGUCCGUAGGGCUCCGAGACAGGAUUGUGUCGAGGCACAGAUCUGGGGAAGGGUACCAAAACAUUUCUGCAGCAUAUUGUGUAUUGUGUGUAUAUAUUGAUGAGGGAAAAAACAUAUUAAAUCAAUUUUAGAAUAAGGCUGUAACGUAAUAAAAUGUGGAAAAAUCAAAGGGUCCUAAUGCACUAUAAGUCUUCCUCUCAGUAUUAAAAUACGAAUCAUCUCCCCCACCUCUGCUGUUCUAUGUUCCAGGAGAGACGUGUUGCAGCACAAGACGUUCCAUCGGUACACUGUGAGAGCCAAGCGGGGGACAAGCCAGGGUCUGAGAGACGCUAAGAGCAGCAGUCACGCCCCUAAAUCAGCUGGAGCUGCCCUGAGGAGAUACAACGAGGCUGCACUAGUCAAGGCAACACAAAUACUCUUAUUUUGA
Molecule: messenger RNA, 13282 nt
Organism: Coregonus sp. 'balchen'
Lineage: Eukaryota; Metazoa; Chordata; Actinopteri; Salmoniformes; Salmonidae
Source: the annotation of a GenBank genome assembly